AUGUCCAAGCCUUUGCAACCAGCGACUGCAGCGUCAACUCCAAAGACUGCUAUCAGAGUUGGGGAUGUGCGCUAUGAUAUUAACGUAUCCAAAAUACCAUACCUGUCAUCCUUCGUCGACUUUCAAGCCAAUGCCCAACCACAAUCAACAGAUUUUAUUCACGAGCCUAUUCCUCUCUUCGAUAUAGCCCUCAAGGGGAUCGAAUCUGGCUAUCGCCAGUGUUUCCGAUCCCUCCCUGCCGACCUUUCCCAGCACCACAUUCUUUGCGACACAUAUCAUUUUCUCCAUGUUGACAUUCUUUGCGGGCAGUCUAUCGGCGAGAUUAUCAGCGAUCUGAAAUCCGGCGCAGGUGACUAUGAUCGAGAGGAGCGACGAGAAAUCAAGGGUGACAGGUCAAAGGCGCGCGAUACGGCGUUCAAGCUGUUAUAUUUAAUACUGCUAGGGGAUUUCACGGAUGAGGCGAAAGAUAGUACCAAAAUCUUUAAUGCGGUGCUGUACCUUGUGUCUCACGCGGCGACUUUCAAAUGGAGGACGAGGAGCGUGGUUCGGGCUGCGUACGAGGAGCGAUUCGUCGUCUCAACAAAGCAGAAAGCAGCUCUGGAUAAGUGGGAAAAGAAGGAUCCUGCUAAGCUAGCAGUAGAAGAUGCAGGCGACGUGACGACGGAGGAGGAAGAGCCGUACUAUUUUGACUCUGAUUAUUCGAUUUGAUUUAUGGCAACUUGUCCCACUUAAC
Messenger RNA from Hyaloscypha bicolor E, 733 nucleotides. RefSeq lists its product as uncharacterized. The coding region runs from base 1 to 708 and encodes 235 amino acids. The transcript has 2 exons. NCBI's taxonomy places the organism in Eukaryota, Fungi, Ascomycota, Leotiomycetes, Helotiales, Hyaloscyphaceae. The record is from RefSeq and is a predicted model, not a curated record.